Dioscorea cayenensis subsp. rotundata (Guinea yam) is the source of this 3550-nucleotide messenger RNA. RefSeq names its product pentatricopeptide repeat-containing protein At1g11290, chloroplastic-like. The transcript is spliced from 3 exons. Gene Ontology annotation, molecular function: RNA binding; protein binding. The coding region runs from base 48 to 2117 and encodes 689 amino acids. NCBI's taxonomy places the organism in Eukaryota, Viridiplantae, Streptophyta, Magnoliopsida, Dioscoreales, Dioscoreaceae. Gene Ontology annotation, biological process: RNA modification. The record is from RefSeq and is a predicted model, not a curated record.
CCAACCGUUUUUCAAAAAUAAAACGGUUUCCCGCGAAAUCGCGGGAAAUGAGCUCCAUUCUCUCCAUGCUGAAACUCUGCAACAGCGCCCAAGUCCUCAGCCAAAUCCACACGAGAUUCAUCAUCCAUGGCGUCGACCAGAACCCAUCCCUCUCCUCCCUCCUCAUUGACCGCUACUCCCACUUCUCCCGCCUCGACCUCUCCCUCAAACUAUUCCAAUCCCUCUCCACUCCACAUUCUCUCGCAUACCACGCCAUUCUCCGAAACCUUUGCAUCAAUGGUGAAUUUCAUCGAGUUCUUGUGGUUUAUCGCCAAAUGUUGGCGCAAUCUCUUCUCCCGGAUGAGUAUGUGUCCGUGUUGGUUGUUCGAGCUUGUGUGGAUGUUUCUUUGUGUUUUUCUGUUUGCUUGCAAGUUCAUUGUCAUCUGUUGAAGUUUGGGCUUGAUUGUUUUGCUUCGGUGGGUAAUGCUUUGGUGGCGAUGUAUGGGAAUGUUUGUGAGAUUGGUGAUGCCCGGAGAAUGUUUGAGGUUAUGCCUAGCAGAAAUUUGCCAUCUUGGAAUGCGAUUAUUUUGGCAGUUGGUGAGUCUGGUGAUUUUAUGGAGAGUUUUAGGCUGUUUAAGAGGAUGAGGUUUGAAGGUUUUGAGCCUGACUUUGUUAGUAUUGCUGGUGUUUUGAGAUUGUGUGUGGAUUUGAACUCUUUAGAAACGGGAAGGUUGGUUCAUUUGUUGGUCAUUUUGAGCAACUUGAGUGGAGAUUUAUCGGUUAAUACUGCUCUAUUGAUGAUGUACUGCAAGCUUGGUGAUUUGAAGAUGGCAAGACGAUUGUUUGAUUGGAUGGAGGAGAAAGACUGUGCGGUUUGGAAUAUACUGAUGUCAGGCUAUUCAAAGAAUGGAUAUCCGGGUUUGGCCUUGGAACUGUUGGUAGAUAUGGGGAAAUCUGGGGUUAGAAUGGAUUUAUUCACAGCUAUUGCUUCUAUUGCUGCGGUCACAGAAUUGAAAUCUCUAAGAUACGCUAAAGAGAUCCAUGGUCAUGUGAUCAGAAAUGGGUCAGAUUAUCAGGUCUCGGUGCACAACUCUCUUAUAGAAAUGUAUUGCAAAUGCUGGAGUCCGGAGAUUGCCAGCAGGAUAUUUGACUCCUUAGGAAACAGGUCUGCUGUUUCAUGGAGUUCAAUGAUAAAAGGCUAUAUUAAUAAUGGGUAUAGUUCCAAGGCUCUGCUACUCUUUAAUGAAAUGAAGAAGAAUGGAGUCAGACCAGAUGCCAUAACAUUGAUCAAUGUAUUGCCAGCAUUUGUGAAUUCAGCUGCCUUCGAGCAAGUUAAAAACAUUCAUGGCUGCUCUAUGAAACAGGGUCUAAACACAAGUGUUUCUUUUAUGACUGCCCUCUUGGUCAGCUAUGCAAAAUGUGGCUGCAUAGAGAUGGCACAAAAGAUUUUUGAUGAGGAAGAGAUUGAUCGUAGGGAUGUAGUAUUAUGGAACUCAAUGAUCGGUGCUUAUUCUAAACAUGGCUGUUGGGAUCAAUGCUUCAAACUUUAUUGUCAAAUGAGGAAUUUGGCACUGAAACCAGAUCUUGUAACAUUUCUUGGGUUACUAACUGCUUGUGUCAACUCUGGCCAAGUAAAAGAGGGAAAGGAGUGUUUCAGUGACAUGGUUGAAAUCUAUGGCUACCAACCUGACCAAGAGCAUUAUGCUUCAAUGGUGGACCUUUUAGGACGCUCUGGGAGUCUUGAUGAAGCAAAAAAACUUAUAGAGAAAAUGCCAAUGAAGCCAGAUGUAAGAGUAUGGGGGCCUUUAUUAAGUGCAUGUAAAUUACACUCAGAGACUGAGCUUGCUGAAUUUGCAGCAGAAAAGAUCAUUUCCAUGGAACCUCAUAAUGCAGGAAAUUAUGUUUUGCUGUCCAAUAUUUAUGCUGCGGCAGGGAAAUGGGAUGAUGUUGCUAGGAUGAGACGCUUUCUCAGAGGUGGAGGCUUGAAGAAAACUCCUGGAAUCAGCUGGCUUGACAUAAAUGGUCAGGUACAUGAGUUCCGUGUGUUUGACCACUCUCAUCCAGAGGCAGAAGAUAUAUAUACAAUGUUAAGAAUUUUGGGACAGGAAAUCAAGCCUGAGAACAAUCAGCCGUAUUAGAGGGGCAGAGCCAUGACACUUGUGAGCAAUGCCAUGGCGUCUUAUUCGUAUAAAAUCCUCAAUACUUAAAAUAUCAUCAGUUGAGAACAUCAUAUAAUACAGAACAUGUUCUUGCUCUGAGUUCAGGAUGAUACAUGAAAAAAGGAGUGCCAGUCUUGUUGCUCUCCACAUUUCUUGAAAGUUGAAGGUUCAUCAACACAAGGCUUCAAUGGUCUCAAAUUUUAUCGGUACUGCUUCUGCUGUGUGUGCUUUUACUCGUCACUUAAGCCAAAGUAACUGCAGCCUGCAGGUACUCAUAACUUCUGAACAUCUACCAACUGUUUCUGCCAUGCUUCCUGAUAAGAAAAUAACACAACACAUGCUUGUUUCUUGGCACUGUAAAUUAUUGUUAGAGACCUCCAGCCUGUCUUCCUAUUAGAACAUGCCACCUUAUUGAUCAUUGUCAUGCAACAUAACCAAAAUUUUGUGGCAUUUUCAUGACACUUCACUCAUUGUACCUACAUGGGUCCCCUGACAAUUUACUUGUCUGAAUAUGUCUGUUCUUUCCUGUCAAACCAUUGACACAUGUUACAUUGCUUUAAUUAAUUUUUUUAGAUCCACAAAUUGCAUUUCCAAUAUAUGAUGCAUCAUCAUUCAUUAACCCGUUUAUUGUUAAUUUAUAUCAUUUGUCCCCUUCUUCAACUUGUAUUGAUGAUUCAAAGUUCAAACAAUAGGAUAUGUUUACAAGGUGCAAUACUAAAACAUCAGAUAAGAUGCAAGUGUAUAUCUUGAAGUAGCAUUGUUUCAUUGGUUAGUUGUUACUUUCAAGUUAUUUAUCAGUUUGCUUUUUAGAGUGAACGUCAUUUGACUCAUUUCUAUAAAUUGAAGCCUUUCUUUUUAAUUAAUUAAUACGCGGGAGACUGGAAAAGGGACCAUUAACUGCUAGUGAGAAUCCAACGGUUGUUGUCAACUCAGUGAACAGUUGCAUAUUAAUCCGACGGCUGUAACCAUUACAAGUCUAUUUGGGAGUUUCUUUUUCAUUUUACUUUACGUAUAAGACAUGAGUUUCCUACCACGAAAUCCAUACCAUUUCUCAAAACAUAUCUCUGCCGUUCGUCUGUUGCGGGCCCCAGCGUUGGAUGGCCAUGAUUAAGUUUUGGUUUUAAAAUUUUGGUUUUUGCCUGGUGGACAUGACGCUUGGUUCUCUUCCAGCUUUUCCUCAUGUUUGUGCUAAUGUCACCCUCCGGUGAGUAUUACCGGGCUUUGGUUUCUCUAACAUAUAAUAAUAUUUUAAAAGAUAAAAUUCUCUUUGGAACAUGUCUUAUUUCAUUCACCCAUAAUUCUAAAAUUUUUAUUUUGUCACUUUUAAUAUUGCAGUUCAUUUUUGUAAUAGAUAAUGAAUAUUAUGUGUUGUGGUUUGAUGAUUGGAUUUUUAUAUUUCUAAGAAUGAGCGA